GAAGAGGGCCGGCCAGAGGUGACGCCGUGGCGGCCGAGGUGCGGGGUUCCGCGGCAGUCCGGGCGGUGGAUGGCGGCGGGAUGGAGCCCGAGGGGAGCGGCGGCGGCGGCGGCGGCAGCGGCGGGUCGGCCGGGCUCAUGCAGCAGAUCCUCAGCCUGAAGCUCGUGCCGCGGGUGGGCAAUGGGACCCUGUGCCCCAACUCCACUUCGCUCUGCUCUUUCCCAGAGAUGUGGUAUGGUGUGUUCCUGUGGGCACUUGUGUCUUCUGUCUUCCUUCAUGUCCCUGCUGGAUUACUGGCCCUCUUCACCCUCAGACAUCACAAAUAUGGUAGGUUCAUGUCUGUAAGCAUCCUGUUGAUGGGCAUCGUGGGACCAAUUACUGCUGGAAUCUUGACAAGCGCAGCAAUUGCUGGAGUUUACCGAGCUGCCGGGAAGGAGAUGAUCCCGUUGGAAGCCCUCACUCUUGGCACUGGACAGACGUUCUGUGUGGUGGUGGUCUCUUUUUUACGGGUUUUAGCUACUCUCUAGCAUACGCCCUUUCACUGGGAUGGCGUACCUGCAUUUUAUAGACUCCUCAAAAGGCAGAGAUGGUGUCCUGGUUUCUUCAUUCCUCAAAUGGAAACGACUUGGAGGCAGGAGAAUGUGAAGAACACCGCAGCUCUUCCUUCACUUCGCAGCUCCAGCAACUGAAGACCCCUGCAGGCACCUCGCGUUCACAGCCAAUCCAAGCUCCUUGGCUCUCUUUUCUUUUGGCUAUCUAAGUUUUACAUGCAUAUCUUCACCUAAGCCAACAAUGCCUCAAGUUUGCAUCUUUUGAACAAGAAUUUGCAUCAUUAUUUGCAAGAAUGCAACAUUGCUGUUUCACAGAAACAAUGGAAAAUGCUAUUUAAUUUCAAGGAAGCAGGCUGCACUGUACUAGAAGCGUAUCGUCGUGAAGGUAAAGCCAAGUUGGCUUGGGUUGAGAACAAACUGGUGGAAUGUAACAGGAAGAAAUGAAGUAUAAUUCAAAGUAACAGCUUUGGUUCCACUGUCAAAAGUAGGUGACUACUGAGAAUGUGACACUCUCUGGAUAACUAUCUUGACCUCUGAUUAUUUAAUAUAUUUUAAGAGAUGUGAAUUUAUCAUUUGAUCAAAAUAAGCUAGCUAACUGGGAUUUCUUUUUCUUUUCUUUCUUCUUUCUUUUUUUCCUUUUUAAGAUGUGAGGACUUGCUUUGUUACCCAGGCUAGCCCAAACUCCUGGGCUCAAGUGAUCCUCCUGCCUCAGCCUCCUGAGUAGCUGGGACUAUAGACAUCACCGUCAUGUUUAAUUUAGGCUCUUUUCCCAAAGAAUUUCCAUAGUAUCUUUACCUGUCACCUUUAACACUGCCCAUUUUAUUUACUUUCUCUAGAAACUUGCAGACUUUCUUAAGUGGCUUGAGUUGAACUUCAAAACCAGACAGGUUAGAUACUGUCUGGGACAUUCAGGCACAAGUGAGACACUUGCAGGAUUCUGUUAUAGUUUUUCUUCCUAAUUUAAGUGUAUUUGAUGACUCCAAAACUUGUGAGCACUGCUAAAAUGAGUUAGUGGUUAUUGGUUUCCUUCUGUGUUUACCUAGCGAUGGUCCUCAGCCCACUUUGGCAGUAUUUGAGUAUCAACUCCCAGAAAGUGCCUAAAACUUCCUCUUAUUCAAGAGAAUUUAUAUCCUUAAGGAGAUAGUUUUUAACUUUAUUUUAGCUAUUUUAAUUUUUAACUCCACUGCCUAACUUUGUUUUUCAUUUAAAAAGACCUGUGAACUGUGACCUUCAGAAGGGAAAGGGAUGUAAAAAAGUAUGCGCCUUUCAUCAUUUUAACGGUUUUGUAUAAAGUACAAUGUUCUUGUUGUUAUCUGUUCUCAAAGUAGCCGCUGGUAUUUAACUCUCACAUUUUAAAAGGGGAAUGUUCACUGUGAGAUUAAGACUGACAACCUAUGAGGGCAUACAUUUAUCUUAAAGCAAUAUGCUUUCAGCUUCUGGUUAGAAGUAGCCAGGAGGGGACCAGCAAGAUGGUUCAGCAGGUGAAGGUGCUAACCUCUGGCCUGAGU
This is a messenger RNA of Onychomys torridus (southern grasshopper mouse), 2059 nucleotides long. RefSeq names its product transmembrane protein 170A (gene Tmem170a). Gene Ontology annotation, cellular component: endoplasmic reticulum membrane. The transcript is spliced from 3 exons. Gene Ontology annotation, biological process: endoplasmic reticulum tubular network organization. The coding region runs from base 81 to 527 and encodes 148 amino acids. NCBI's taxonomy places the organism in Eukaryota, Metazoa, Chordata, Mammalia, Rodentia, Cricetidae. The record is from RefSeq and is a predicted model, not a curated record.